Passer montanus (Eurasian tree sparrow) is the source of this 2005-nucleotide messenger RNA. RefSeq names its product keratin, type II cytoskeletal 3-like. The coding region runs from base 1 to 1758 and encodes 585 amino acids. The transcript is spliced from 10 exons. Gene Ontology annotation, molecular function: structural constituent of skin epidermis. Gene Ontology annotation, cellular component: keratin filament. The record is from RefSeq and is a predicted model, not a curated record. Gene Ontology annotation, biological process: intermediate filament organization; keratinization. NCBI's taxonomy places the organism in Eukaryota, Metazoa, Chordata, Aves, Passeriformes, Passeridae.
AUGUCUGUCUGCAGGAGCUUUGGAGUCGGGGGGAGAAAGGGAUUCAGCUCCUGCUCUGCUGUCGGUGGUGGAUUUGGAGGCGGUGGUGGCCGGAGCAAGAUCAGCUACAGCUCAUACUCCUCAUCUCGGGGAGGAAGCGGAGGAGGACACUGUGGAGGGUUCAGUAGCCGGAGCCUCCAUAGCACGGGGGGCAGCAGAAGGAUUGCCAUGGGCGGGUGCUAUGGUGGUGGUGGAUACGGUGGCAGGAUGGGUGGCUUUGGUGGAGUGGGUGGUGGAGCAGGAAUGGGUGGCUUUGGUGGUGGAAUGGGCAGUGGGGGAAUGGGUGGAAUGGGUGGCUUUGGUGGUCCAGGCUUCCCUGGAGGCAUCCAGCCGGUGCAAGUUGACCCCAGCCUCCUGCGGCCAGUCCAUGUUGAGAUUGACCCCCAGAUCCAGCAAGUCAAAACCCAGGAGAAGGAGCAGAUCAAGACCCUGAACAACCAGUUCGCCUCCUUCAUUGACAAGGUGCGAUUCCUGGAGCAGCAGAACAAGGUGCUCUCCACCAAGUGGGAGCUGCUCCAGCAGCAAGGGCCGUCAGGGCCGAGGAAGAACCUGGAUGCGAUCUUUGAGAAUUACAUCCAGAACCUGCGGAGGAGGCUGGAGUCUCUGCUGGGGCAGCGGAGCCAGCUGGAAUCGGAGCUGCAGAACAUGAGGCAGUACGUGGAGGAGUUCAAAACCAAGUAUGAGGAGGAGAUCAACCGUCGCACGGCUGCUGAGAACGAGUUUGUGGUGCUGAAGAAGGAUGUGGACUGUGCCUACAUGACCAAAGUUGAGCUGGAAGCCAAGGUGGGAGCUCUGACAGACGAAAUCAACUUCCUGAGGUGCAUCUACGAGGAGGAGCUGUCUCAGAUGCAGACGAUCAGCCGGGACCUGUCCGUGGUGGUGUCCAUGGACAACAACCGGCACCUGGACCUGGACAGCAUCAUCGAGGAGGUUCGGCGCCAGUACGAGCAGAUUGCCCAGAGCAGCCGGGCUGAGGCUGAGGCCUGGUACCAGAGCCGGUAUGAAGAGCUCCAGAACACUGCUGGAAAACACGGGGACAGCCUCCGCAACACCAAGAUUGAGAUCCAGGAGCUGACCAGGAACAUUCAGAGGCUGCGGGCUGAGAUUGAGAACGUGAAGAAGCAGAACCAGCAGCUUCAGUCAGCCAUCGCUGAGGCUGAGGAGAGGGGAGAGAUGGCCAUCAAGGAUGCCAGGAGGAAGCUGGAAGAGCUGGAAUGUGCCCUGAACAAGGACAAGGAGGAACUGGCUCGCCUGCUGAAGGAGUACCAGGAGCUGCUGAACACCAAAAUUGCACUGGACGUUGAGAUUGCUAUGUACAGGAAGCUGCUGGAGGGAGAAGAGAACAGGCUGUGCAACGACAGCAUGUCCAACGUCAAUGUCUCUGUGGUGGGCAGGACGACUGUCUCCGGAGGCAGAGGAGGCAUGGGAGGCGGAUUCGGAGGCAGCGGCAUGGGAGGAGGAUUCGGAGGCGGCAGCUGUGGAAUGGGAGGAUUCGGAGGCGGCAGCGGCAUGGGAGGAGGAAUGGGAGGAGGCAUCUGCGGAGGAGGCAGCAGCUUCGGAGGAGGCAGCAUGGGCGGCAGCUGCGGGAUGGGGGGAGGAAUGUACGGUGGCGGCUUCUCCUCUGGGAGCGGAAGGAUGUGCGGCUCCGGCGGGGGAUCCUCCUCCGUGCGGAGAUGCGUCACCACCACCUCGGUCAAGUCUUCGGGGGUGAGAUUCUGAGCCCCGAAGGUUGACAAGGAAAGAAGCACCUCCUCUCUCCUCCUGACAGCAGCCCAGCCUCCUGAAGCCCAGCUCUGGUGUCCUGCAAUGGGAUGAACUGUGUCCCCCCACCCAGCUUGCUCCAGAUCCCGGUCCCACCCGGCGGUUUGGGGCGAUGCUGUGGGUGUCCCGGCACCGGGAGCUGCCUGGCAGGAGGGGCUGCUCUGCCUUCCUUGCUGUGUUGUACAUUUCUUUUGGCAAAUGUGUA